Messenger RNA from Pangasianodon hypophthalmus (striped catfish), 402 nucleotides. It is a transcript of the gene smtla, whose product is annotated as somatolactin alpha. Gene Ontology annotation, biological process: positive regulation of growth; positive regulation of tyrosine phosphorylation of STAT protein; animal organ development. NCBI's taxonomy places the organism in Eukaryota, Metazoa, Chordata, Actinopteri, Siluriformes, Pangasiidae. Gene Ontology annotation, cellular component: extracellular region. Gene Ontology annotation, molecular function: growth hormone activity; growth hormone receptor binding. The record is from RefSeq and is a predicted model, not a curated record. Bases 1 to 402 code for a protein of 133 amino acids. The transcript is spliced from 4 exons.
AUGAUAGGACAGGAGCAGAGACAGGAACCAAAACACAAGCACAUCACGUUCGCCACCGUGGUAAAGAAAGAGACGUUUAUUCCUAAUUCCGUGAGAUCCAGGGAGGACUUUCCCAUGCUGAGCUCCGAGACUGAGAUUCAGCAGGAAUCAGACCAGUGGAUCUUUCACUCUGUAUUAAUGCUGGUGCAGUCCCGGAAUGAACCACUGGUUUACCUUCAGUCCACUCUGGACCAGUAUAACGAUGCACCAGAGGCUUUAUUCAAUUGCAUACCUGAGAAGCUGCUCAUUCUGGAGGAAAGAGUGGUGGUCCUGAUCUCCAGGGUAAAAUGUUGGAUGAGGGAAUUCACUUGCUUCAAGAAAGAUGCCCACAAGGUGGAGACCUUCCUGAAGCUUCUCAAGUGA